UUAAUGGAGGCAGCAACGAGGAGGUUUUGGUAGAAAAACCUUCGUAAUCAGUGAUUUGCAAUUCCUUUCUCUUGUAUAAUGUCGCUGGUGCAUCUUUUCAUAAUUCAUUUUUUUUUUUUUUUUUAAGAAUCUUUUCAUAAUUCAAUUGACAAUGCCUAAAAUAUAGAAAUAUAGUUUAGGGUUAAGUGCCAGUCUAUGAAAAUCACCAGUGUCAUGAAACUCACCUAACCUAAAUAAAACAAAACCCCAAUACCCUCUUUCUCUCUCAGUCCACCGUUCCCCCCCCUUAGCUCCACCACCACCUUCACCACCACCUCCACAUCAAACGCCGCCGGUCCCCUCUCUCACUCUCUCUCUUACUACACCGGUUCACAACACUGACACCGGUCCCCCCAAAAGCAAUCAAACUCAGGUGUUUCUUAUGUGACGCCGUUUACUGCCUCCGAAAAAACCCAAGGGGUUUUCGAAUCGCAGAGCAUCAACCACCUCGCGCUCAGAGCUCAGAAUCCUCCACCUUUACCUCCGAUAAUGGCGACUCAGAUGAUCUAAAAGCGAAAGAGGAAAGUCCCCUUCCUCUUUCACCCACCAAUGCAAAUAUGAUGUGUUCUUGAGUUUUAGAGGGGAAGAUACCCGCAAUAGUUUUACGGGUAAUUUGAAUGGCAUUUUGCGUCAUCAUGGUAUUAACACCUUCAUGGAUGAUGAGCUCCCGAGGGGUGAAGAAAUUUCUGCAGAACUUUUCGAUGCCAUUGAAAGUUCAAGAAUUUCGAUAAUUGUAUUCUCUAAAAAUUAUGCAUUUUCCAUCUGGUGUUUGGAUGAACUUGUCAAAAUUCUUGAAUGUAAGAAGAAAGGCCAAAUUGUGCUACCAGUUUUUUACAAAGUGGAUCCAUCAGAAGUGCGUAAUCAAAAGGGAAAAUUUGAAGAAGCUUUGAGAAAACAUGAAGAAGGGUUCAAGGAUAACAUGAAGGUGCAGAAAUGGAGGAUAGCUCUACGUGAAGCGGCCAGUAUAUCUGGAUGGCACUACAAAAAUGACCACCCUCAAUUUACAUUUAUCAAAGAAAUUUUUGAAGAUAUCUCAGGUGCUAAAUUAAAUUAUCCACAAAUAUUUGAUGUUAAAUACCCCGUUGGAAUAGAUUCUCGUGUAGAUGACAUAAAUUGGUGUUUAGAUAUUGAUUCAAAUGAUGUUCGUAUGGUAGUGAUCCAUGGCCUUCCUGGAAUAGGUAAGACAACAAUUGCAAAAGCUAUUUUUGACUUAAUUGCAUAUCGUUUUGAAGGAAGUAGCUUUCUAGAGGAUGUUAAAGAAAACUCAAGAACAAAAGAUGGCAUACUCCAAUUAAAAGAGACAUUUUAUUCUGAGAUCUUAGGCGGUAGAACUUUGAAGGUGCCUGGUGUAUUUAGAAGAAUCAAUGUGAGAAUUGAAAUGCUUGAACACAAAAGAAUUCUUUUAAUUCUUGAUGAUGUUGACAAAUUAAUCCAAAUUAAAAAUUUGCUUGGAGAAUGUAAUCGGUUUGCUCUUGGAAGUAGAAUCAUUAUCACUGCAAGAGAGGAAAAGUUUCUAUCUACUUUUCAAGAGGAUUUUCGUUUUACCUACUAUGACUACAGGGUUAAGGAAUUAGAUGAACAUGAAUCUCGUACACUUUUUUGUCAACAUGCAUUCAAAAGAAGCAAGCCUAAGGAGGAUUAUUUGGAACUCGUAGACUCAUUUAUACAUUAUGCCAAAGGCCUUCCAUUAGCUUUAGAAAUAAUAGGUGCUGAUUUGCAUAAGAGAAAUACACGUUCGUGGAAAAGUGCAUUAGAUAAGUACAAAAGAAUUCUUAAUCCAGAUAUUCAAAAAGUACUCAAAAUAAGCUAUGAUGGAUUGGACCAAACUCAACGGGAUAUUUUCCUUGAUAUUGCAUGUUUUCUGAAGGGAUCAAACAAGGAUGUUGUUGAACAUAUACUACAAAGUUGCAAUUCUUACGACCCAUAUUACGAUAUUGAAAUACUUAAUGAUAAGUCUCUCAUAGUUUUUGCUAAAGAUGGCAAAUUAUUGAUGCAUGACUUGAUACAACAAAUGGGUUUGGAAAUUGUCAGACAAGAAUUAGAAUUGUCAAAGAAACAUGAAAGGUUAAUAUGUUAUGAUGAUGCUCCUGAAGUAUUAAUUCCAGAUACGGGAUCAGAAGAAGUUCGAGGCAUAUCAUUAUGCUUACCACAACCAAGAAGCAUGCAAUUGGAUUUCAGAAAGAUGAAAAAUCUCAAAUAUUUGAUAGUUCAUAACGUAAUUUGUGAAAAUCUUAACUAUCUUCCAAAUGAGUUAAGAUUAAUUGAUUGGAAUGAAUUUCCUUUAUCUUCCUUGCCGGCCAUUGUUAAUCUUCAAAAACUUGUUGCACUUAAUAUGCCAGGAAGCCACAUUAAAUUGGAUGAGCAUUUCGAGAGAUGUCGGUUCACAACUUUGAAAUAUAUUGACUUCAGUGACUGUAAAAACAUUACCAAAUUACCUAACUUAUCGGUGAUUGCCCCAAACAUAAAGAAGUUGGAACUUAAUAGAUGUGAAAAUUUAGUUGAGAUUCAUCAAGCUGUUGGACUUCUUGAAGAGCUUGAAUUUUGGAGUCUCCAAGCAUGUAAAAAUCUUGAAAUUAUUCCAAGAAACCUCAAGUUGAAAUCUCUAAAAUGGUUUUAUUUCUAUGACUAUGAAAGUCUUGAGAAGUUUCCCGAUGUUGGGCAAAGAACGAAAAGAUUAGCUCUGCCUUCAUCAGUUGGAAAUCUCACUAGCCUUCAUACGUUAGCCAUCGGUUUUAAAAACAUUAAAGAACUUCCAAGUAGCCUCUCUAAAUUACAAAAUCUUAGAAAGCUCUAUUUGUUUGAUUUUGAAAAUUUUCCAAAGAUCUUGGAUACUCCUGAUUGCUUCCCCAAAUUAGAAGUUUUGUAUUUUUGGGACAGCAACACUGCUACUCUCCCCGACAUCACUAGUAGAUUUCCUCAAUUAAUGGUCCUUCAUAUUCAAGGCUGCUGGAAUCUUCGGGAAAUUCCAAGACUUCCAUCAUGUAUACAUUCUGUAGUUGCAACAGGAUGCAAUUCGUUGAAUUCACAAUCAAGAAGAAGAUUAUUGAGUCAGCAGUUUGAAGAAAUGGUAGGGCUUCCACAGAAUAUUGUAUGUCCAAGCCGAUCAUUGCACCAGGAUUAUGCAUCUGAAACGGACUUUGCUCACAAAAAGGGGUUUUCAUUUAAACUUAAUGGUGGUGGACACAACCUUGUACUUUCAGGAACUGAGAUUCCAAAGUGGUUCAACCAUCAAAGUGUUGGAAGUUCCAUAUCAUUCUCGGUCGGUCAGAAAUCUCUAACAUUUGCUUGCUGUGCUGCUAUAAAAGUGGAACUAAAGGAUACUAAGCUAAGAAAUCUAUCUGUCCUGGGAGAAGGUGCUAUCUACAUUUUGAUUAAUGUUUAUAAAGGAUUGCUCACAAAUCCUGUAGCUUUUAUGAAUAUAUCAUUUUCAUCUUUUAUGUGGGUACACUAUAAAAGGGAUAUUUCUUUGGAAGGCAUAAUUCUAAAUGGGUGGACUGAAGUUAAGCUUCAAUUUGAAAUUUCAAAUUAUGAUCCAAAAAUUGCUGAAGUUACAAUAGAAAGGUGCGGGGUCCAUGUAGCAUGCAUAUGUUCUCCUCAAAACUCCGUUGCAGAUAAUGUGGCUUGCAUAAGAAUUCAUGAAAGAUUAAAUGUGUCUUUUGAUGAAGGAUUAAAAUUUUUUUUAUCCAGAGUGGUCGCGGAAAUCCUCCCCUUUAAGCAGAAGCUGGUCAAAUGCUCUGAAGCCCAAGAUGCCUAUUAUUGUCCUCUUUGUGAAAUAGCUGAAGAUUCAGUUUUACAUCUAUUUCAAUGCUGUCCCUAUGCCAAGGAAUUGUGGUAUGGUGGUAGAUGGAGCUUUCAAGUCGAAAUGAUACAAGCUCAAUCUGUUAUGGAAUUCAUUGAACAUAUAAUUGACCCCCCAAAGGAAUUAUUGGCAGAGAGAUUGAAAAAAGAGGAAUUCACACUGUAUGCAGUAGUGGCAAUGAAAAUCCUUUGGUGUGCAAGGGAGGAUGCUCUGUUUUCAAACACUAAAGCCAGCAUAACUUAGCUAGUCAAUCGUCUUAACAAACAAUAUGACUCUUACAUGAGAUCACUUGAAAUUACACGGGGAACUGAAGAGCAAAAUAGGGGAAGUGCUUGGAUCAAGCCAACUGACCAAUGGGUAAAGCUUAAUUUUGAUGUGUCAUGUGAUCAAAAGAAUUUAGGCUUGGCUUUGGUUCUCAAAGAUCAAGAGGGAAAUGGCAAAGUAAUCAGACGUGGCAUAAACAUCAAUGGCAAGAUGGGCAAUGCCAUUGGACAAACAGGACAGACUUGAGCAAGUUGUGAUAGAUAUAAUUUAUUAAGCUUGUUGUCGAGGAUUUCUCUUUGGGUUGAUCUGUUUGAAUUUUGUCAUCAUAUUCCACACCAGUAGAAGGUGACGCAGCAAGCAUCAUCAACUUCAUUGCAAUCCCUACCGGCUGGGAAUGGAAGAACAUAAUGUAGGAUAUUUUGGCUUGGCUUCUUCCCUCUAUAUGGAUGGGGUUUGAUAAUGACUCUAGUGACUCUAGUCUUCUUUUUCCUGUAAACUUUCCGACAACAGCAAAGAUGGCCUUGACCUUCUAUGCUGCAUGUAGGAUGUUGACUUCAAUCCAUAUCCAUUUUCGAAGAAAUGAGAACCUCUUUAUUGAACUUCUAA
Messenger RNA from Quercus lobata, 4708 nucleotides. Its product is annotated as putative disease resistance protein At4g11170. Gene Ontology annotation, biological process: signal transduction; defense response. The record is from RefSeq and is a predicted model, not a curated record. The transcript is spliced from 7 exons. Gene Ontology annotation, molecular function: ATP hydrolysis activity; ADP binding. NCBI's taxonomy places the organism in Eukaryota, Viridiplantae, Streptophyta, Magnoliopsida, Fagales, Fagaceae. The coding region runs from base 692 to 4081 and encodes 1129 amino acids.